AUGAACCCCUACGCCUACGUCCCCAAUCCUCACCAGUACGCGCAAAACCCCUACAACCUCAUGCUCCCGCACCUCUUCCUCCAGAACCAGGCCGCCCUCGCCGCAGCCUACCACCACCACCACCAGCAACAUCCGCAGCAGUACCUGCGCCCGCGCCUCCCCUCCCCCGGGCACGCCCAACGCCCCACCGUUCACGUCCAGCACCCCGCGCCCAACCCGCCGCCCCAGGCGGCCGCGAGUAAGGCGCGGAACGAGCUCGCCCAGGCCGGCGAGGGCGUGACGGGGUGGAAGGUGGCCCAGGCGGCGCUCGCGGCGCUCAAGGCCGACUCGUGGGAAUCGCUCGGCGUCCGGCUCCACGACGUGCCCAUCCUGCGCGACCUCUUCCUUAUCGAGGGCACGGUGAAUGCAUUCAUCCAUUGUUAUGUUGCAGCAAGACAAAUUGUGUCUAUUCAUGACCUGGAGGUUGAGAUAUGCAAGAACGAGGGCAUUAGGCAGUUCGAAGAGCUGAGGCUGGGGCCUUUUCUUCAGCACCCACUUGUUGUACAUUACUUUUUGGUACCUGCUGAUUUGUCCAAGGUGCCUAAGCUUAGUAGUGAGGAUAUUGUCAACUGCCUGCAGAAGUUUAUUGAUAAUUUUAAGGAGAAAGUCACAGCGGAAAGUUUCUUGGAUUAUCUAGCGGAACAAAAAUCAGUCUCUGGGAAGGAGAAACUUGGCGUGCGUGUACAGAGCUUGGGGUUGCACAUUUCGUUCCUCCAACAGGCCAGAAGAAAUGAAGUUGAUGCUAUUCAACUUCUAGCCAAGACCAGUGGUUCUGGUGAUAGCACUUGUCAGAAGGAUCUACGAAAACAUACAGAUUUUCAUUCGGGAAAGAAACGGAAAUAUCAGGAAAAUAGGACUCCUAGCUCUUCAUGCAAACAGCCUACCAAGCGCCAAAAGGUGCAAAUGGUAAUGAAUGAAGCAUCACCCAAUUGCUACCUAAGUACAGCUAAGCUGGAGAAAUUCAUAACAACCUGGAAAGAAGCAUGCCGUGAACUUCCAGUUCAACAGGUUUUGGAAUUGCUAGCAGAUUACUAUGCAGAAACACCAGAAGAAAAGAGGAACUUAAUAAAGAUAUUCUCGCAAUACCCAGGCAUUGGCUUCCUAAAUGUUGCAGUUAGAUCUAUGGCUUUUGGUCUGCUGGAUAGUAUUUAUGAUGCGAUCCAUGUAUUUAGUGAGAAUAAAUUGUCAUCAAGUCCUAUUCCUAACAGCACAACAGAGGUUAUGGAAAUUGAACCCUUGAGUAAAGAAAAUGCUGAAUUUAUUGCUGAAGGAGCCAAUGAUAGCAAUGAGCCUGGACCGAAUGCCACAACUGAUGAUGUUGUCAGGAGAAUUACUGAAUAUUUGGAGUCCAACUGUGGAGUAUCUGGAGCUGAAGCUUUGCAGGUGGAAAAUAUUAAAUUCCUGAAGACACUUCAUGAUUGUGAAACAUGUGUAACUAAUCAUUUUUCUGCCAAGCAUUUCACUUCUCUUGGCCAUGGGACUUUCCUUGAGUUUUUGGAAAAAUAUGGUCAUCAGUUCCCCCCUAAGUUGAGUAGUUUCUUGAAGGGGCGAAAUUCUGGUUCUUUGUCCCUGGAAGUUUCUGUACUGCGGCAACAGAUUGAAGUUUUACUCUCCCAAGCUGAGGGCAACUGGCUAGAAGAUGGGGACUUUUCAGGGGAUAGUUUCCUUAUGCUUCUCAAAAGGCAGUUCCCAACAAUUAGUUUUGAUAUGGCACAAUACAAGUCUGACGAAGGACUUGUUGGUUCUGCAGAGAGACAGAGGAAGAGCAUACAAACAAAUAAUGUCACGUUUUCUAUCUCGCUGUUGGAGAAACGGUGGUCCGGAAUGUCUCCAGGUGAGCAUAAUAUUGCUGGUGGGCAGAGGGACAAUGCUGUUGAACCAUCUUAUAAUUCUGGAACAGUUUCUUCACGAGAAGCAGUUAACUGUUUACUUAAGGCUCCAAUGCUCUCAGAUCUGCUUCUUUGGUCACAUUGGGAUAUGUUGUUUGCUCCUUCACUGGGCUCCUUCAUACACUGGCUGCUGAAUACAGGUCCAGUUCAACAGCUAGCUUGCAUUGUGACCACGGAUGGUAAGUUCAUCAGGGUAGAUCCAUCAGCCACUGUAGACCAAUUUUUAGAAGCCAUUGUUCAAUGCUCACCAUUUCAAGUGGCAGUGAAGCUGCUUUCCUUGCUGCACAUUUACAAUGGUUCUACGAACACUCCAAUUUCAUUACUGAAGUGUUAUGCACAACGAGCAAUAGGUAUCAUAAUCAACAACAACAAUGAUCCAGUGAACACUAAUUCUGAACGCAAAUCUGUGACUGAGGGAUCCUAUAAUCUGAGUACUGAACAACGUGACCACUCUACUCAUUUUGUUGGCCAUGUUCAACAAAGGUCUCAGCCAUCUUCUGCAGGAAACUUCAUGUCUGAUAUUUUAGCAAACAUUGAUGACACUGUUCAUUUUGUUGCCAAAUUUGUUCUUGAUUGUCUUGGUUAUCUACCUUCUGAAUUCCGGAGUCUUGCAGCAGAUAUACUUUUGUCCGGACUUCGAACAGUUACCAAAAAUUGCUAUUCAGCCAUCUUACAUGAAGCCACAGAAACUUGGCAGCUUUGCAUGCUUCAUGAUAUUGGGUUGUCACUUGGAAUUGCCGAGUGGGUUGAAGAUUACCGUAGAUUCUGUUUAACUGAAAAAGUUCACACAAAGACAGAAGCACAUUCUUCUUCUGGGCAUACAUCAGCUGCAUCUGAAGUACCUACACUUGAAAACUCUCUCAUGCUUAUUCCUCAUGAUGUUGAUAUGAUGGAUGAUAAUAGUAAAUCAUUUCAUGGGGAAAAGGAUCAAGUCAUUUGUAUGAAUAACAAAAAGCAAAACAUGUCAAGUCCUAUUGGAGCCAAGGCAGAAAUUACAAUUAAUAUGAACCAAUCACCAGUAAUGAGAGAAACGAAUCUUGAGGAAGCAGCUCUAGUUAUUGAGACUAUACGGCGUGAGGAGUUUGGUUUGGACCAGGCUCCAAGUUGCACCGAGAAUAGUUUGUUGAAGAAGCAGCAUGCUCGACUUGGCAGGGCACUUCAUUGUCUUUCGCAAGAGUUAUACUCGCAGGAUUCUCACUUACUUCUUGAGUUGAUACAAAAUGCUGAUGAUAAUACUUAUCUUGAGGAUGUCGAACCCACAUUAGCAUUCGUUCUUCGGGAGAAUGGUAUCAUUGUUCUGAACAACGAGAGGGGCUUCUGUGCAGAGAACAUUAGAGCCCUUUGUGAUAUUGGUAAUUCAACAAAGAAAGGAGCCAAUAGGGGUUAUAUUGGAAAUAAGGGCAUUGGAUUCAAAUCAGUAUUUCGGGUAACUGAUGCUCCAGAGAUCCAUUCAAAUGGUUUCCAUGUGAAAUUUGACAUUACAGAAGGCCAGAUUGGUUUUGUAUUGCCAACUGCAGUUCCACCCUACAGUACCAGCUCUUUGAGUAGUAUGUUAUCUGUUGAAGAUGACAAGGACGCUUGUUCCCUCUGGAACACUUGCAUUUUACUCCCCUUUAGAUCUAAAUUCAGGGAUGGCACUGGCAUGUGCUCCAUUGCAUCCAUGUUUUCAGAUCUCCACCCAUCUCUGCUUCUUUUCCUUCACCGACUAAAUUGUAUCAAGUUUAAGAAUGUGCUGAAUGGCACACUACUGAUUAUGAGAAGGAAGGCUCUUGGUGAUGGCAUUGUGAGGAUCUCACAUGGAAAUGAGAUAAUGAGUUGGUUGGUAGUUAGUAAGAAGUUACAGGGCACACUUGUACGCCAUGAUGUGCACACUACAGAGAUCGCUUUGGCAUUUACCUUGCAGGAGACUGAGAAAGGAGAGUAUGAACCUCACUUGAAGCAACAGCCUGUGUUUGCUUUUCUACCUGUAAGGAACUAUGGUCUUAGAUUCAUUCUUCAAGGGGAUUUUGUUUUACCUUCUUCCAGGGAGGAAGUGGAUGCAGAUAAUGCAUGGAACCAGUGGUUGUUGUCGGAAUUCCCCUCUUUGUUCGUCAGCGCGCAAGAAUCCUUUUGUUCUCUUUCCUGCUUCCAGAGGUGCCCUGGGAAAGCUGUUACAGCCAUAAUGAGUUUCGUUCCUCUAGCAGGAGAAGUUCAUGGAUUCUUUUGUAAGCUCCCUCACUUAAUCCUUUCCAAGUUACGUCUUACCCGGUGCAUGGUUUUGGAAGGUUCUAGUUCACAAUGGGUCUACCCAUGCAACACACUCAGGGGUUGGGAUGAACAGACCAAAGUGCUGUUUUCUGAUGACUUGCUUCAUCAGCAUCUUGGUCUUGGGUAUCUAUCAAAAGAUAUCACCAUACCUGAUACAUUAUCAAGGGCCUUAGGUAUUCACGACUAUGGAGCAAAUGUUUUUAUUGAUAUGGUAUCAUCAAUUUGUCAAACUGAGGGUUGCAUUGAGUCCCUGGGGAUAGAAUGGUUGUGUGCUUGUUUUGUUAAUCUUCAUUUGAUGUUGUCGCAUUCUUCUCAAAAUAUUCCCUCGGCAACAAGUCUUGAAGGCGAUCUUUUAUGUGCUCUCAGAAAGUUACCAUUCAUUCCGCUUUCAGAUGGUUCAUUUAGCUCUGUAGCAGAUGGCCCUAUAUGGCUGCCUCAUGAUAUUCUCAACUCGACUCCUGACUGCGAAAGUAGCAUGAAGGAUUUCCCAAUUCUGUAUAGUAAUCUUCGAAUUGUAAGUCCACGCCUUCUCUCUGUGUCCUGUAAAAAUAAGUAUCUCAUGGAAGAAAUGAGAGCAAAUGAUCUGAUGGACAUUCUUAUGAAAAUUGGGGUGAGGAAGCUGUCUGGACAUGAAAUUGUCAAAAAUCAUAUCCUUGUGUCCUUGCCAAAUUGUACAGAUGCUAAGAAGUCCGAUAAGAUGAUGAUAGAGCAUGUGAGUUUUAUUAUGCUUCAUCUUCAGUCUCCAUGUACGAGCUGUAAUUUUGAAAAAGAAGAAAUAGUGUCAGAACUACGGACUAGACCUAUCUUUCUUACAAACCAUGGCUACAAAUGCCCAGCUGAUGAACCCAUUCACUUCAGUAAAGAAUAUGGAAAUUCUGUGGACAUAGGCAAGCUACUUCAAAAUGUUGAAAUUAGAUGGAUUGAACUUGAUAGUUGUUACUUGAUGAAUCAUGGUUCAGAUUUGUUGCCAUCUGUGCUUAAGAGGUGGAGGCAAUUUUUUGAAGAGAUGGGUGUGACUGACUUUGUGCAAGUAGUGAAAGUUGAGAAAAACAUAUCCCAAGUUGAUUCUUCGAUAGCAGAAAGAAUUUCACAAGGUGAUAUUUCUGUAACAUCCUUUAGAGUGGAUGAUUGGGAGUCUCCAGAACUGGCUAACAUUUUAUCAAUAUUUUCUUCAAAAAAAUGCCGAGAAAAUUGCAUAUAUCUUCUGGAGAUUCUUGACAGCUUCUGGGAUGAUUAUUAUAGUGCAAAAUCUUGGUGUCUCACAAACAUGAUCCAUUGUGGUGAAAACAAAACAGUUGAGUCAUCGUUUAUGAAAUGUAUCCGAAGCUUCAGAUGGAUAGCAUCAACUGUUGAUGAUGACCUCCAUUACGCAACAGAUUUGUUUCAUGAUUUUGAAAACGUGCGUUCCCUGCUUGGUAGUGUGGCCCCAUAUGCUGUGCCUCAGGUAUCCAGCAUAUCACUAAGGAAGGACAUUGGGUUUAAAACAAAUGUAUCCCACAGUGAUGCUUUGAUGAUCCUGAAAUUAUGGGUAGCAUCACAAGUUCCUUUUAAUGCAAGUGUGGACCAGAUGUGCAAAUUCUAUACCUUCAUGUCAGAAGGUGCGGCUGAUACAAAGAUUGACAUCAAGCGGGAGUUCAUGUCAUGCCCCUCUAUAUUUACACCAUUACUCCGCUCUCGAUCUAGUGAGGUUGUCCCUGGUAAAUUUUUAUCCCCAAAGGACCUCUAUUGGAAUGACCCAACAGGUUGUUCUGCAACAACAGAUGAAUUAUUUUGGGGAAAGAAGAGAAUGUUUCCGAGAAGGAUGCUGUGCUCAGCCUACCCAAGCCUUUGUGAAUUCUUUAUGGAAGCAUGUGCUGUACCAAAAGUGCCAACAGCAUCUGAUUAUGUAGACAUGGUUUUGCAGCUAUCAAAUGUUGUGCUGCCUUCACAAGUAGUCCAUCAGGUCUUCCGUGUAUUUGUGAUGUGGGCUACUGAUCUGAGUGACAAGAUGAACGACAUAGCUUACUUGAAAGAUUAUCUUCAGAAGUUAGAGGCAACGAUAUUGCCAACCAUGGUUGAUAAAUGGGUCUCUCUCCAUCCAUCUUUUGGCCUCGUUUGCUGGUUAGAUGAUGACGAGUUGAAGCAGCACUUUAAGGACUGUAGUGAUGUUAACUUCAUACAAUUUGGUGAGCUUUCUUCCGGGGAUAAGGAAAUGUUGCAUGGAAGAGUUGCUGCAUUGAUGAAAAGCCUAGGUAUCCCAGCACUUUCUAAGGUUGUGUAUCGUGAAGCAAUAUUCUAUGGCACGGCUGACAACAGGGAAAAGGCUACUUUGAUCUGUGGACUCUUACCAUAUAUGCAACGUUACAUCUAUAAGAUGCAUAAUGAUGCUUAUAUGAAUUUUCAGCAAAAUGAGAUCAUGAAUCUUAGCAAACUUCAGAUUAUUGUUGUUGAAAAGUUAUUCCACAAGUAUAUGCUCAAAGGCCAUGUGAGUUCUUCUAAGAGAAGAUUCAAAUGCCAUUGUCUUUUGCAGGGAAAUAUUCUGUAUGCUACGAAAGAAGCUGAUUCACAUUCAUUGUUUCUGGAAAUUUCAAGACUUUUCUUUGAUGGAUCCCCUGAUCUGCACUUUGCGAAUUUUCUGCACAUGGUCAAAACCAUGGCAGAAUCUGGCACCCCAGCUGAAAAAGUUGAGUCGUUUAUCAGUAAUAAUCAGAAUAUGCCUGUGUUGCCUGAACAGGAAGCAGUUUGGUCCUUCUCUUCCUCGUUUGUAGCUGACCAGUGUGUUGAUUCCAAACCAGUCGAAUCAUCUUCUGCCUGUGAUAUAAAUACUCCCAAGCAUCAGAGGUCAGAUGGAGCUGUUUCAAGUUGGCCAUCUAAUAUUGGGAGAACAACGCCUGAUUUUAGAACAUCUCACAGAAGUAAGCACGAACUCCUGCACGAGAUAAAGGUGAAUGAUGUUGAGUGCUCAAACACAAAAGAUAAUUGGUUUCCUGUUCACCUCGAAGAGGAUUGGCUUAUAGAAGAGGAUAUAAUGGUAGGAAGUCCGGUACACACAGAAAGUACAGUGGCAACCUUGGAUGAGCCUCAGAUGGUGAUUUCCAUUAACUCGGACAAUGCACCUUCUUAUAUAGACUUGGGGACUGGUUCACCCAGUGAAAUUAUCGAUACUGACGUAAUAGACUUCAAUGAUAAAACGUCCAAUGCUUCAAAAGGUAGGGGUAGGCUCCAUAGGGGCGGUCCAGACGCAGCAGAAUUACUAAGAACCGGCAGGGUUGGUGAAGCUCUGGCUUACAAACAUUUUGUUGAUCGGCUAGGGUCCAAAAAUGUCAACUGGGUGAAUGGAGAAACCGAAUCCGGACUUCCUUAUGAUCUUGUCAUCACCCGUGGAGAUAAUUUGAUACAGUAUGUGGAGGUGAAGGCGACUACAUCUUCAAACAAAGAUUGGUUCUACAUCACGGCAAGGGAAUGGCAGUUUGCGUUGGAGAAGGGGGAUGAUUUUACCAUUGCCCGUGUCCUGAUGUCUGGUGAGAAGAAAGCAAGCAUUAAACUGUUGAAAAACCCGCACAAGCUUUGUAAGAAGAAAAAGUUGUAUCUCGCUCUCUUGAUGCCGCUGGGACAGGGAAGCUAACCCUGACGACUAUCUGCAGAUUGAAGUGAUUGUAUGAACUUGUCACUGGUAAUCAGUGAGAUCUCCAUCUUUGCUGUAAGUCUUCUGUCCCUGAGACACAGAUGCGGAAUACGACACACAGAAAUGCAUUUGCUGAUCCAACCUAUGGGUCUAUGACACCCCUCCUGUUUGGGAAAUGAGACGAGACACUUUACUAUAACGAGAUAAUGAUGUGUAAUCAGAGUUUCCCACUACACGUGCUAGCUUUGCACUGCAGAAACACCCAAUCUGGCAAGUUCCUCCCCUACCAGACGAGCCAGUCGAGAUUUUCAUCGGCAUCCUGUCAGCAGAGAACCAUUUCGCUGAAUGUAUGGCUGUGUGGAAGACAUGGAUGUCCGCUGCCCACAAGUCCUCGAACAUUGUGGACCAAUUUUUUGUUGCGCUGGUAAAUUUUGUAGACCCAUCCUGCGGCCAUACUGACAAAUCUUAGCGGUGCACUUCUAUCUAUGGUCUUGAGCUGAUGGAUUUUGUUCUCUGCAGCAUGGCAGAUGAAGUGAACAUGGAGUAGAAAAAGGAGACAUAUUUUUUGGGGCAUUGACUACAUGCCAAUGCUAUAAGACCUGGGUUUGCCUAAGCCGACAGGUUAAAGAGACUAAAUCAUGGUGACUUCUGUGGGACAUAUCAUAUUCUCACUGCGAAUCUGUUUCAUACUAAUGUCUCCAUGUUGCUGGCUUUGGUUCAGUAUAAUAAGUUUUUUUGCAUGUGCUCAGGAAGUUGUUGCCUUGAAUCUUUUGAAUACAUCAUUAUCAGUGCAUACAACAUGUGAAGCUGUUUUGAUACUUUGUUUCAUAGUUGAACUAAGGAACUAUUUUAUUACAUAUUGAUGUUAUUGUUUUACUGAGAUGAGAUAUACAUGCAUUACCACCUUUUGUUUGGUCUAGAUCCCCUCUGAAUGCAAAUAUAGUACUCCCUCCGACAUGUUCUGUUGUUCAUAUGUCAAGCACUAAAGAGUAAGAAGUGACUUCUUACUUAACUUAUUUAGUAAUUCUAUUGCCUCAGCUAACUUCCUUGAUGAAAGAGUCAA
Lolium rigidum is the source of this 8842-nucleotide messenger RNA. Its product is annotated as protein NO VEIN-like. The coding region runs from base 1 to 7779 and encodes 2592 amino acids. Lineage: Eukaryota; Viridiplantae; Streptophyta; Magnoliopsida; Poales; Poaceae. The record is from RefSeq and is a predicted model, not a curated record. Gene Ontology annotation, biological process: leaf vascular tissue pattern formation; root development; embryo development ending in seed dormancy. Gene Ontology annotation, cellular component: nucleus. The transcript is spliced from 14 exons.